This is a messenger RNA of Letharia lupina, 1728 nucleotides long. RefSeq lists its product as uncharacterized. Bases 1 to 1728 code for a protein of 575 amino acids. The transcript has 4 exons. NCBI's taxonomy places the organism in Eukaryota, Fungi, Ascomycota, Lecanoromycetes, Lecanorales, Parmeliaceae. Gene Ontology annotation, biological process: dolichol-linked oligosaccharide biosynthetic process; protein N-linked glycosylation. Gene Ontology annotation, molecular function: dolichyl pyrophosphate Glc2Man9GlcNAc2 alpha-1,2-glucosyltransferase activity. The record is from RefSeq and is a predicted model, not a curated record. Gene Ontology annotation, cellular component: endoplasmic reticulum.
AUGAGGUUUUUCAUGUUCGGCAAGCACACGCCUAUCUCCGUGGUCAAUGGGAAAUCUGGGACCCAAAGCUUACGACUCCUCCUGGCCUCCUUGGGUCUCCGACAUGUCUUUACUGAUAUCUUGACUGAUGCAUCGGCCUUGCGCUUUACCAACAUCAUCGGUAGUGUAUUACUUGCGUGGCUAGUACGCUCGCUUCUGCUUCUCAACAUCGAAGUACGUGAUGGGAAUUGUGGAAGGAAGCAUGAGUCGAACGUACGAUGCAAGCGCUGUCCCAAUUGGUCUGGCUGGGAGUUGAUUCAUACUACCAUCAACGUCUAUCUGUUUCCACCCUUAUUCUUCUUUUAUGGACUCUAUUACACAGAUGUCUUAUCAGCACUCUCUGUGCUCUAUGCAUAUCGAUGCUAUCUUGCAAAACAACAGACCAGGGUCCUUUUUGCGGGCCUCCUGUCUUUACUGUUUCGGCAGACCAACAUCUUCUGGGUGUCUUUCUUCCUGGGAGGUCUUGAAUUAUGCAGGACGAUCCCCAAAGGUCGACCCGAGAUCGAAUUUCCAAGCCAGCCUACUUUCUACGACGUUAUUGAGGGAAGCUGGCAACAUGCUUCAGCGUAUGAUCCACUCAUCAGCCAGGCGUGCUUUGAAGACUACAUCAAGACCGGCAUCUCCUACGCUAUUGCUGGGCUGACUAAUUUCUCAACUGUCAUGUGGUCAAUGAGUUCGUACCUCGUCAUACUCUGCGCUUUUGCGGAAUUUGUAUUUUGGAACGGCGGUGUCGUGCUAGGAGACAAGGAGAACCAUGUUGCAUCACUCCAUCUUACGCAGAUGAUCUACAUCUGGCCGUACUUUGCCUUCUUCUCCUGGCCUCUUCUCUAUCCUCAAUACCACCUCGCAUUAGCACAGCCCAUCUUUCCUGUCCGUAUCAAAAAAGGGAAAAUAAGCGCUACCACAAUGGCAGUCAUGUUGGUGGUAAUCCGCUACAACACCAUCGUUCAUCCUUUCACGCUUGCCGAUAACCGCCAUUACAUGUUCUACGUCUUCCGCAUUCUUCUCCGCCAUCCAUCGAUAAAGUAUCUUGCUGUGUUGAUUUACAUCGACUGCGCUUGGGAUACGCUGUCUGCUCUUAGUUGGCUGCCAACCGCAAGAUCGGCACCUCAACAAGAAACUAGCCCCAGGAAGAGAAAAUUUCCAGAGGAGGAACCAUUUCCACCUUCACCCCAGUUAAAUCCUAGCCCAAUGAAGAGGUCAAAAUCUCAGGAGAGCAUUUUGCCACCUUCACUGCGGCCAAUUCUCAGCUCCAGAAUGACAGAAAUGCCGAAGUUUGCCAUUCCUCCACCGCCUCCAAAGAAGCAAAAGAAGCAAAAGAAGAAAAAGAAGCAAGUCUCGGGUCAUCGAGCCAGCUUCACCCUCAUCUGGCUUCUCGCAACUGCACUCUCUAUCAUUACAACGCCCCUCGUCGAACCAAGGUAUCUGAUUGUGCCGUGGCUGAUAUGGCGACUUCAUAUGGCGAUUCCGCGCCCCGGAAGACCCUCUGCACCCGCGACAAGGCCAGAUACCAUGAGAAAGAGGUUCUGCGAGGCACUCAAAGCAGCACUCUACGAGCGGCACGAUCACCGUCUUUGGCUCGAGACAGUGUGGUUUCUUGCCAUUAACCUGGCCACUGGAUACAUUUUUCUGUACUGGGGGUUUGAAUGGCCGCAGGAACCGGGCAAGGUGCAGAGAUUCAUGUGGUGA